CCACAAAAGAGGUUCUUUUGCUUUUCUUCUCCGCUCUGGUUCUACCCAUGAUGAUGAGAUGAACUCACGGACAAACAAAUCUGCAAAAUACACAGUAAGAGGUUCUGGGAAGUGAUAUUGAACAUCCAUUACAGCGGAAAAUAUUGAUUAGGAGCGUCGAGUGUUCAACUUCGUCUAGCAAACAUUAAUGGAAGACGAGGAUACAGGGAAAUCCAAGCUAGUGGCUUCUACUGAGGAUCUUGAGAUGGACUACAUAGAAGAUGAAGAAGACGUAAAUAGAGACGAAGAAGAUGGGAAUGAAGAAGAAGAAGAAGAUGGAGAUGAUGUAUUUACACUUGCAUUCCAUGGGGAGAUGAAUCCCUUGGAUUUAACAGAGGAUGAUGCCUUUGGAGUUCAACCCUAUCAGAAAUUUGAGCGGCUUGAAUAUGAAGCUUUGGCUGAAAAAAAGCGAAAACUGCUGAAUAACCGCCCUCGUGAUGCUCCUUCAAAGAAGUCGAGGCAAGAGGAUGAUUAUGUUAGGAAAGUUGAUGAGCUCAUGGGAGGGAUGGUUAUGUGGAAAAAGUCAAAAGAGCUUAAGAGAAAGGGUAGAAAGAAGGGAUCCAGAAACAAACUUAGCCCUGAAGUCACCAAGAAAAUUGGUGAGGCUAAUAUCUUUUAUGCUAAACGGCAAUAUGAAGAGGCAAUACCUAUACUGAAGGGGGUAAUUAUGCUUGCUCCAAAUUUGUCCGAAACUUACCACACUCUUGGCCUUGUCUAUGAGGAAAUUGGAGAUAAUAAAAAGGCCAUGAACUUUUACAUGCUUGCUUCUCAUUUGGCACCCAAGGAACAUCCAUCUCUUUGGAAGAGGCUUGUAGCUCUGUCUAUAGAGCAAGGAAAUACUGGCAUGGCUACGUAUUGCCUCUCUAAAGCAAUAAAGGCCGAUCCUGAAGAUUUGGGUCUUAGAUUUGAUCGUGCAUCACUUCACGUCGAGCUUGGUGAAUAUCAUAAAGCUGCGGAAUCAUAUAAUCAAAUAGUAGGACUCUGUCCUGAAAAUGUUGAAGCACGAAGGAUGGCUGCGAAGAUGUUUAAUAGCUGUGGUCAGGUAGAGCAGUCGAUCAGCAUUCUGGAAGACUACAUCAAAGAGAGAAUAUCAGAUCCACAAUGGAGUGUGAUUGAUCUUUUAGCCACCAUACUCAUGGAAAAUAAUGAACAUUUUAAGGCACUUCAGCAGAUUGAGCAUGCACGUACUAUUCACUGCGCUAAGGAGCAGUUGCCACUGAGUUUAAGUGUUAAAGCAGGAAUUUGUCAUGUUCAUCUUGGAAAUAUUGAACAGGCUGAGAAUUUAUUCAGGAAUUUGCAAAUGAAGCAUAAUGGAGAUAACACUGGAUUAAUUACAGCCGUGGGAAACACAUAUAUGAAUCUGGGGCAUUAUGACUCUGCAUUGAAGUAUUAUUUCAUGCUAGAAGAAAUGGAUCAAAAUGGCCACGGAGUCUUGCAUAUGAAAAUUGCUCGGUGUUACCUAUCAUUAAAGGAACGAAGACAAGCUAUUACGUUCUUUAAUAAAUCUUUGAGUACAAAGGAAAUGGAGGGCGAUGUUGAUGCUCGCCUAACUUUGGCUUCCCUUCUUCUUGAAGAAGAAGAUAAAGAGGAUGAGGUGGUUAAAUUGCUUUCUCCUCCAGAGGAUUUGGCAUCAACAACUGAUACAAGCUCAAUGUCUCCUAAACCUUGGUGGAGUCAUCCGAAAGUUAAAAUGCAACUUGCCCGUAUAUAUCAUUCUAAAGGAAUGCUUGAAGACUUUGUUGAGGCAAUUUUAUCAUCUGUUCGUGAAACACUGUUUACCGAAAGUUUGAACCAGAAAGUUCGAUCAAAGAAAAGGCUCUCGAAAAGCACUCUCGAUGAAAGGGUAAAAUUACUGGAUGAUCACCACCCAGAUGAUGUAUUUCGUGGUUUUAGACCAUUAGCAGCACCGUCGGAACUGUUAAAAGCUUCUAGAGCGAAAAAGUCACUUCAAAAGAAGGCAGCUCUGAAGGAGGAGAGAAAGGCUGCUGUCAUUGCAGCGGGCCUGGAUUGGCACAGUGAUGAUUCGGAUGAAGAGUCUAGGCAACAAGCACUGAGAGAGCCGCCUUUGCCAAAACUCCUAAAAGAUGACGAACAUUAUCAGCUUAUUUUAGAUCUGUGCAAAGCAUUGGCAUCACUGCGAAGAUAUUGGGAAGCCCUAGAGAUUAUUAAUCACAGUCUAAGAUUAGCAGACAACAUACUUCCGCUUGAGAAGAAAGAGGAGCUUCGGUCUCUUGGAGCUCAGAUAGCGUACAACACUACCGAUCCAACAUCGGGUUAUGACUGUGCAAGAUUCAUUGUUCAGCAGCAUCCCCGCAGCUUUGCCGCCUGGAAUUGCUACUACAAAGUUAUUUCAAGGUUGGAGAAUAGGUUGGCGAAGCAUGUAAAGUUUCUGCAUAAUAUGAGGUGCACACACACUGAAUGUGUACCUCCCAUGAUCAUUUUUGGGCAUCAGCUCACCAAUAUCAGCCAACAUCAAGCAGCUGCAAGAGAGUAUCUUGAAGCAUAUAAACUAAUGCCAGACAGUUCGUUGAUCAAUCUUUGUGUUGGGACUGCUUUAAUCAACUUAGCCCUUGGGUUUAGACUACAAAACAAGCAUCAAUGUCUAGCACAAGGGUUUGCAUUUCUCUUUAGCAAUUUAAGACUUUCGGGAAAUAGCCAGGAAGCCUUGUAUAAUAUCGGUCGGGCGUGUCAACAUGUUGGUCUGGUUACUCUAGCAGUUUCAUAUUAUGAAAAGGUGUUGGAAAUGCGGGAGAAGGAUUACCCAAUUCCAAAGCUUCCAAAUGAGGAUUCAAGUAUUCAAGAAACUAAGAAAUCGGGUUACUGUGACCUCCGAAGAGAAGCUGCUUACAAUUUGCACUUGAUCUAUAAGAAGAGUGGGUCUCUGGAUCUAGCCAGGCAAGUUCUCAAAGAUCAUUGUACUCUUUAAAGGUAUUAGGUCAAAGUAAUCCUCCCGAUAGAAGUUCAGGAUCUUCAUCACGUAUAUGGAUAGAAUUUAGUUAGGAGUUGCAGAUUACCUUUCAGAUCAUCAUCCUUCUUUGGAGUUCUUCGUAUUUAUUUCUGGUUCAGUUAUGAAAGACUUGAAAUUCUCGUACUUGAGGUAAGUCCCCUGAAGUCUGUUACUUAACCUUCUAUUUUUUGUUUUUGACUUGAGUUUCCUUAACCUUUCUGUUCAUGUCAAACAAUUGAUUUGAUGCGGAACUGAUGGAAGUAAAAUUGUCAAUGACGUGGAUACAUUAUUGAACAACUUCCACUCGGCUGAUUGCAUGAGGUGAAAUUAGCCGAAAAUUAUAAAAUUACAAUAAUGAUGAAGUGAAAGAAUAAUUAUAAAUCUCGAAUAUUAUGAUAUUAAGAACUAAGCUUAUUUAUGACAUUUUAGUGAUUUAAGCACUAAGCUUUUCUGAACUGUAUAAGGAAAAAUAAUAAGAUAUUAAUCUUUU
This is a messenger RNA of Papaver somniferum (opium poppy), 3476 nucleotides long. RefSeq names its product general transcription factor 3C polypeptide 3. Gene Ontology annotation, biological process: transcription by RNA polymerase III. The transcript is spliced from 2 exons. Gene Ontology annotation, cellular component: transcription factor TFIIIC complex. The record is from RefSeq and is a predicted model, not a curated record. Lineage: Eukaryota; Viridiplantae; Streptophyta; Magnoliopsida; Ranunculales; Papaveraceae. Bases 188 to 2965 code for a protein of 925 amino acids. Gene Ontology annotation, molecular function: protein binding.